This is a messenger RNA of Salvelinus fontinalis (brook trout), 3896 nucleotides long. Its product is annotated as ras-related protein Rab-14. The transcript has 8 exons. Gene Ontology annotation, cellular component: Golgi apparatus; phagocytic vesicle; recycling endosome. Bases 465 to 1112 code for a protein of 215 amino acids. The record is from RefSeq and is a predicted model, not a curated record. Gene Ontology annotation, biological process: phagosome maturation; endocytic recycling; defense response to bacterium. NCBI's taxonomy places the organism in Eukaryota, Metazoa, Chordata, Actinopteri, Salmoniformes, Salmonidae. Gene Ontology annotation, molecular function: GTP binding; GTPase activity.
GUCCUGUGUGGUGCAUAUAUUGGAUUUAUUGAAGGUAUGCGUCAAACUUUACCCAUAGACGGAUCCACAUAAAUGGUAGCAGAAGGUGAAUGUUGAACUUUGUAGCACACAUAUUCAGAUGAUGCUAUGUAAUAUUUUGAGCACCUACACUGGUAAUGUGAUCGAGGCGUUAUUGCUUAAUAAGUAUAAACCGGAUGCAACCCGGAUAUAGACGGUCCAUGAAUUGGCGUAUGAGAACGUGAGUAGAUUACCUUGAAAACAACGGGCGGACAUCUUGGACGCAGUAUCCAGUUCUUAUUAUACCGCAGUGCCUUUGUCCAAGAAGCCCAUAUACAACAGAGGAAACCCUGUGCAGUGCAAGCAGCCAUCUUGGAUAGACAGCCGAGGCAGAUACUUCAGGCAGGAUAACCUACAGAUCCCUUCUGAGCAGCUCAAGACAUAAAACCGACAAUUCCCGAGCCACGAUGGCCACCGCACCGUACAACUACUCCUACAUUUUCAAAUACAUUAUCAUCGGGGACAUGGGGGUAGGGAAGUCGUGUUUGCUUCAUCAGUUCACAGAGAAGAAAUUCAUGGCGGACUGCCCCCAUACGAUUGGCGUGGAGUUUGGCACGAGGAUAAUCGAGGUGAGCGGCCAGAAGAUCAAGCUGCAGAUCUGGGACACGGCGGGCCAGGAGCGCUUCAGGGCCGUCACGCGUAGUUACUACAGGGGGGCCGCGGGCGCACUCAUGGUCUACGACAUCACCAGGAGAAGCACAUACAACCACCUCAGCAGCUGGCUGACUGAUGCCAGAAACCUCACCAACCCCAAUACUGUGAUCAUUCUUAUAGGUAACAAAGCAGACCUGGAAGCCCAGAGGGACGUCACGUAUGAGGAAGCCAAGCAGUUUGCUGAGGAGAACGGUCUCUUAUUCCUGGAAGCCAGCGCCAAAACGGGUGAGAAUGUGGAGGAUGCCUUUCUGGAGGCGGCUAAGAAGAUCUACCAGAACAUCCAGGAUGGCAGUCUGGACCUGAACGCUGCAGAGUCAGGUGUCCAACACAAGCCCUCUGCCCCCCAGGGAGGUCCACUAUCCAACGAACCACAGCCCCAGAGGGAAGGCUGCGGCUGCUAAUGACCCCCCCCUCUCUUUCCUCAUCCACCAUCAUCCCCUCCCCACUCCACUGGGACUGCAUGAGUGUUGGGCACGGAUGGAGGGAGGGAAGCAGGCGAUGGGUUGUGUAGUAGUGUACCUCCCUCCUUCUCCCUCUGUUAUUCUCUCACUCUUCUUUUCCGGUCUGUGCAUCCUCCUCCUCCACCUUUUCACUUGGUCGUCGUCUUCACGUCUUUCUCUUGUUCCUUCUCUUCCUCUCCUCCUCUGCACCAUUCAGUCCAGCUCAUCUGCCAUGGGAUUCCAGUUCCACACACAUUUACAUAUAUAAAGACAUGGUUUACUGACACAUAGAUGGGUAAACCUGAAGAAAUACUUUUUUUAACGUUUCCUUUUAUAGCUUCUACUAUAUUAUCAAUCAAGUCUCAUCUACCACAUCUGAAACCAACCAAGCCUGUAUAGUCUAACCUCCACUGACAUUGAGUUAUCUAGACACUCUCUCCGCAUCUCUCCCCCUGCAUCACUCCUGCAUGGUUUAAUGAUCUAGGACAAUUUUAAUUGAAGUGAAAUGUAUAUGAGUAAAAUAUUUCCCUCGAUGGCUUGGUCUCUUCCGGGGGAGGAGAUGGUUAGUGAAAGAAAUGAUGUAAUGUAUGACGCGGCCCGCUACGGAUCACUAUUAGUGGUGUGUGUGUGUGCUUGGUCCAGUUGUUGAACCUGGUCUAGAACAGGUAUCCACUGUCUCUACCCAAAGCUUCCCCCCUGGUCCUUAUGGUAAAUCUCUGAUACUAGACAGAGAUGGAAUCCCUCUAAUGGUGUUCUACAGUACACCUCAGUGGCAACACUAGUGUAGUAGAGAGACACUUUAAAGCCCAAGAGACCUGGAAUUCCCCUGAAACGCCUCUACCUACUUGUCUUUCUCCCUAUAUGACGUCACAGGAAAGGCUCUGGGUGUUUUCCUGCCAGUACAGUGUGUCUGUGUGCAGGGGAUUUCUUUAACUAAGUUAAUGACACUUAAGAAAACAAAACACGUAUUCCUUCAGAUCAUCAGUUUCAUUGCACCAACUUCCUCCUCUUCCCCCCCCGACCAUAUCAAUAGAAUCUGUCUGUCCUUACCAGCAUUUUCUUUGUCGUUUGUUGCCUUAUUGUUAUGGUUAAUAUUAUUACUGUUUCAUCUUUUCUUUGCUGCGCUUGCGCUACAUACUGCUGUCAAAUAAACAAACAGUUUUACAAUACGGUGAUAUUUUGUGGAGAACAUGGUAACUGGUGUAACACAGGGGUGCUGGUGAAAAAAGGUAGAUGUUCCCCCUUAAAUCCAGAGCUAGGAUUUAAAAACAAAAGUCAAAUUGGGGCUGUUUAUUUGUUCUGUUUCUUACAUGUACAAGUGUGAAAUGGAAAUGUUAUCUUUUUGUAUAUCCCACUACCCCUGAGACACCCUCGGAGUGGUGUCACAGCCAGGGAUCCUGGAGCAAUUAGGGUUGAGUGCCUUGCUCAAAGACAGAUUGAUAUUUCUUUUCACAUAGUCGCUCAGGGAUUUGAACUAGCAGCCUUUCGGUUACUGGCCCAACGCUCUAACCACUCUGCUGUGAUCAGCUUACCCUAUUCCAGUCCUUAGCAUUGAUUUGGGGUCAAUUAUAAUUACUCAAGGUAAGGGGCAUCUUAACCAUACACCUGUGGUCCCUCUCCCCACAUGCUUGUAUAGUAACAACACCAAGCAACAUGCCCCACCAGAACGACCCUAAAUGGGAAUAGUUAUUCUGAAUUUCUGUACAUCUGUUGGUGACCAUGCUAUUUGGAAGAUUGGCAAGCCCAGAGAUUGAAGAUACACACAUCUCAGCAUGUUUAUUUCAUGCUUGGGAAUUCUGUCAAAUUGGCCAGUGAUAGCAGACUAAAAGCAUAGCUGAUGUUUUGGAGCUGUCAAAUCAGUGAGCAGGUGCUCUUGAUCAUUGUCAUGACGCCACACCCAUCCCAUUGAAGUUCAUAAUGAGAAAGUGUUGGUUAUAAAGAAAUAAUCACUCAAAUUAGAAUUCAUUUCAAUCUGCCAAAUCAAGGUGUAGAUUACAUUCCAAUGUAUGAACUUCUAAACAAGUUGCAGCUCUGUGUAGCCAAUGGCAAUGCCCGCUUUAUAUAUAAUGCCAGGAGCCGCUUGUGGAUUUGACAGCUCUAACGCAGUUAAAUCUCCGACACCGCCAAAACAACCGCUAUGCGGAUAUCGGCUAAAGCGGAUUAGAUUAAGCCCAUAGUUUCUAUGAAUAAAUGUGUUUGGACAGACUCCCUCCACUCACUAGUGCUACCUGGUGGUUCCAUCGUUUUGUUUCUUCACUCUUCAUCCUCAGUCUGUGUAGCGGGGGAGUGGAAGUGUACAAACUAGUGCUUUGUCGAUUCUACUCAACUCUUGCUUGUAGGAGGUGGAGUGGAGAAUGUCACUGUUUGAGUUUUUUUUCUCUCCGUGUAUUUCUUAGGCACCAUGUAAUGUUGAAUGAAAUUGGAUAAAACUAUGACCAAAGUAUGAAAAAUUGCUUCUACAUUGAUAGUGGUCCCCUCCCCAAUGUCGGAGGCGGGAUUAUUAAGGGGAUAGGGUGCCAUCACCCUAACUCAUUUUAAUACACCAAUGGUAACAUGAUGCAUUGCUGUCUUAAUUUUGGGGUGUGGGAAUUGGCUGGUGGGAGGGUCUAAAGAUGGGUCCUACGUUAUAAAACGUACAUGUAUACAUUUUGAAGGAGCUGUGCUAACAUUUAAAUGCAUUCUUGCGUGUAUAUGAUUUUAAUGACAAAAUGCUCUAGAUAGAAAAUACAUUAUACAUAACCUGUU